Molecule: messenger RNA, 557 nt
Organism: Eurytemora carolleeae
Lineage: Eukaryota; Metazoa; Arthropoda; Copepoda; Calanoida; Temoridae
Exons: 2
Coding region: 74-379 (101 amino acids)
Source: RefSeq, a predicted model, not a curated record
UAUUCUGUAAUCAGUUGGCUUUGAGUCAUCACCCAGUUCACUUCAAAGUAUAAGACGACCUCCAAUCUCUGCUAUGGUUCAGUUUCAGAGAAAAAUAUCUUCUGUUGGUGGGAGGCUUUCUCCCUGGGUAGAUGAAGAGGAGUUUAAGAGAAGAGAAAGAAGAAGAUCCGAAGAGAAAUCUGAACCUUCUGGAAAUAAAGUUGAGACUGAACCUGUAACUUGCAGCAAGCCAAGUACAAGCCCUGUUAGUGAUCCCUACUGGCCAAGAAGGAAGAAAAAUAUUGAGGAUAUUUCUGUAAAUAUGAGAGUGAUUACUGAAGUAAAGAAAGGAGAAGUUUUCCCAAGAAGAGGAAAGAGUGUUUUACAACAGUUCCAGUAGCUUCUGUAAAUACAACUCCUUAUGCACCUAUUUUACAAAUAUAAAUAAAUAUUUAUUUGAAAACAGAAACAGAAACCCGAGAAAUCUCAGAACUCUGUAAAAUGGAGAAAAAAGACAUUUUAACAUGUUAAUGCAAUUAUAAAACCUUUGACUUUUAAAUAAAUUAUUAUUGUUUUUU